AAGACCCUCAGAGGAUUCUGACAGCAUCCUGCCUGAGACAAAAAGGCUCCAACAGAAGCUCCAGCUGCUCCUGCUCUGUUUCUCUUCUGCACUUUGAAGACAAAUAAGAAAGCAAGAUGUGCAAAGGACUUGCUGCCCUGCCAGCCACUUGCUUGAGGAGUGCAAAGGAUAUGAAGCAUCGCCUAGGAUUCUUGCUCCAGAAGACAGAUUCCUGCGAUCAAAAUUCUUCCCAUAGCAAGAAGGACAAAGCAUCUUCUUCCCAGAGGGUGAGUCAUGAGGAAGUUAAGAAGUGGGCUGAAUCCUUGGAAAACCUGAUUACUCAUGAUUGUGGCUUGGCUGCUUUCAAAGCUUUUCUGAAGUCUGAAUAUAGUGAGGAGAAUAUCGAUUUCUGGGUCAGCUGUGAGGAGUAUAAGAAGAUCAAAUCACCCAGCAAGCUCAGCCCCAAGGCCAAGAAGAUAUACAAUGAAUUUAUCUCUGUCCAGGCAACUAAAGAGGUGAACCUGGAUUCUUGUACACGAGAGGAGACCAGCCGGAACAUGUUGGAGCCUACAAUAACCUGCUUUGAUGAAGCCCAGAAAAAAAUCUUCAACCUCAUGGAGAAGGAUUCCUACCGCCGUUUCCUCAAGUCCCGGUUCUAUCUCGACUUGGUCAACCAAGCCAGCAGCAGUGGCUGUGGAUCGGAGAACCAAAAAGGAGCCAAGGGUCCCACUUUAGACUGUCCUUUGGUUUCUCAGUGUGCCUAAGCCCCAAGGGGAGGGGAAAGGGGGUACUUCCAAGACUCUCAUCUGGAACCCACUAAGGCAAAUCACUAAUCUGUAUUAUUAAGCAUCAGUGCUAUAAACAAAUAGUAGCCUAGUGUCCACAUCAUGGCCCCAUGACAGAACUCACCAUCUCACCCACUGCAGGCAUGUGCAAUGGUUCACUCACCUGUAGAUGUUCCAUUUCAGUGUUUAAAUGUCUUUUGUCUUGACAUUCAUCAGGGCAGGAAUCUCAUCCAGAUCCCCUUUCCUGAUAUUCCCUUUAAGGUUACCAUCUGAUUCUCUAAAACUCAUCAUCAAGGCCUUAAGAGCUUUUCAUCCAGCUCUUUGAAUCCUGGGCUGACUGCCCUACAUGGUGUGGUAUCCAUAUGUGCAUAUGUAUGCUGUUAAUCAAUGCUUUAUGCUGUAGAUUUUGUAUGAGGGUGACCUAUAUCAUAUAUGCAGACACAGCUCUAAGAGGAGAAAAAAAAAGGACCCUAGGUGCUCAGAACUACAGUGUGUAUGUGUGUGUGUGUGUUUGUGUGUAUGUGUGUAUGAGAAAGAGAGACAGACAGAGAGAAGUGAUCAUUGUGCUUUUAUCCUGAAUUUCAAUGGACAAAACCACAGCCACCUUUGACCCUUUGCUAGAAAGAAAUCUCCAAGAAGCUGCAUGCUGAAUUUUUAAUGAACUCCAUGAAAAUACAGGCUGAAAUGUUCUCUUACUUUAUUGAACAGACAGAGCAGAAAUAAAGUAUGAAUGACUGUUGGGUCUAGAUUUAAUUCAAUGUUCCUCUGCUUAGCCCACAAAGCCCCAUGUGGUCAUUUCUUUUAACCACCAGUCUACAGGGAACUUGCUUGUCAUUCUCCUUGCACAGAGUUUUAUUAAACAUACAGGUUUUUUGUCUGUAUUUCUUAAAUGAUGGUAUUGAUGAUACAGAUGAAAGAGUAUUUGGACUAAAAGAGAAAAAGUUGAGGUCUUUGUGAAUCUACUUGCCAAAAGCCACGUUCUGUACACUCCCAGUUCAUUGAUCAAUUUGUGAGAUGUUAAAGAAUUAAAAAUGCUCUUCCCCACCUCUGUGCAAGGUAUUCUCUACAUUUUGCUUCUAAUGAUAAUGUACACCCAAUGAUAAGGAAUCUUAGGGCUGAGAGGGUCCUGUGCCCUUCCAUUUAGCACAGCCCUUCAGUUUAUAGAUGAGGAAAGUGAAUUCUGGAAGAAUGGAGUGACUUACCCAAUCAAAUAAGAUAGUGUAUGGGAAAGUGCUUUGUAAAUGUAAAGUGCUUUGUGAAUGUCAUUUUAUUUAUUAUUAUUAAUUAUCAAUCUCAUCCCCAAGGUCCGUCAGCUAGUUCUUGCUACCAAUUGUUGUAAGAGGUAACAAUUGGGGUUACCUCUUAAGAAGGAGAAAGUUUCAGUUUUGUAAAGGAAAAGGAAAGUAGUUUGGGGCAAAUCACCUGAGUGAAUUCUUGAGGACCUUUUCAUUUUCCCCAGCUUAAUUCCCAUGCAUCGCCUGCACAUAAGGUCUGUCCCUGCACUAAUUGGAACAUGACAGGAUCUUGGAUCAUGAAGCAAGAAGACAAUCCCCAUAGUUGGCAACUACUAUUUGAAAUUUGAGGGCAGGCUGAAUACUUGAAGACUUCUCAUUUUUGUUAUUUAUGACUUUGUUUUGUACAAUGUUUAUUAGUGUUGUUAUUAUAUUUUUUAAGUGUAAGGUAUUUUGUCACCUUUUAAUAGUUGGGGUACUAAUUUUCUUCUCAUUCUUCUGGAGCUGCCAUUUUAAAUAUGUAAUGAUAUUUGCAGAUAUAUGUAUAUACAUAUAUAUUAAAAAUCCUUUCCAAAUUUUUCAUAUGCACAAACAUACUUUUGGCUUCUGAGUCACUUCCUCAGGCUGCAAGAUGAAGGCAGGAGAAUAAGUUUGUGAUGUGCUGUGUGUGUAUCCAUUUAAUAUAAUUUUGUAUUAGAGAGAGAGGUUCUUUCCAUUGUGUCCUUCUCAUCUCUUUGACAGUCACAUUCACCCUUCUCUCCUGAUCUCCCAUUCCUGAAGGAUGUCUUUUGGUCCUCCCUCUGUCUCUUAUAUCCUCCCUGCUCUGCUCCCUACUCCAUGCUAGACUUCAGAACUAGAGCCCAAACUUACAAUCACCUGGUUUAUUAUAGUUGUCCUGAUAUAUAUUUUCGAGCAGGUAUUUUGUGUGAGGGAUAGAAACUGAGGGAUAGCCAGAAGAUGAUUCAGAAUGAGAAGUAAAUUAUUCUGCAUAAGAUUUUUGGAAGUGUGGUUUUCCUCUAUAUAUUUCCCCUCCACUUCAGGCUCCAUUUGGCAGAGUAAUCUUGAUUGCCAGUGAUCCACACAGAUACCUCUCCUUCCAAACUGUGCAUGAUUCCCUUUGGUGUCCUCUCUGUACUGUGUGGCAAAUACCAUACAAUUCAAUGCUAAUACUUCCAGUGAAAAAAACCAAGAUAUUUUAUUAACAAUGAAUAAAUGCUUCAUACAAAA
This is a messenger RNA of Antechinus flavipes (yellow-footed antechinus), 3223 nucleotides long. It is a transcript of the gene RGS4, whose product is annotated as regulator of G protein signaling 4. Bases 117 to 743 code for a protein of 208 amino acids. The transcript has 5 exons. The record is from RefSeq and is a predicted model, not a curated record. NCBI's taxonomy places the organism in Eukaryota, Metazoa, Chordata, Mammalia, Dasyuromorphia, Dasyuridae.